Molecule: messenger RNA, 1014 nt
Organism: Eremomyces bilateralis CBS 781.70
Lineage: Eukaryota; Fungi; Ascomycota; Dothideomycetes; Eremomycetales; Eremomycetaceae
Exons: 3
Coding region: 286-558 (90 amino acids)
Source: RefSeq, a predicted model, not a curated record
CUUUGGUGGAACUCGACCGUCCAGGUGUAUGUGGAUGUUACAGGGAUAGUACUGGUGCCUGACAAAAUUAAUGUGGCGCCUUAAGGCCUCAGGCUGUCAGGUAUUGAAGGGAUCUUACAAUUCAUUCAUCAUCACAGCAAAUGUUCCGUUCAGAUGCCACUCAUGCCAGGACAUAUAAACCUAAUUCAAUUCAUCCUCCGCAUCCCCUAAUACUUCCUUCGCCAGCAUCAUUUAGAAAGUCCCAUAGAUACUUUCCGCCGACACAUUCAAGCACUUUUCAACACCAUGGACUCCUUCUCCGGUACUCCAUCUUCAUCAGACCCGAAAGCCGCCCUCAUCACACAAGUCCGCCAGGAGUCCGCUUUGUCCAAUGCCAGACAACUCGUCGAGAAAGUGAACGAGCACUGCUUCGAGAGAUGCGUUCCGAAACCAUCCACAUCAUUGAGUAGCGGCGAGACAUCCUGCUAUAGCGCCUGCAUGGAGAAGUAUAUGGCUGCCUGGAACGUCGUGAGCAAAAGCUACAUCACGAAGCUCCAGCGUGAGCCCUCAAUGUCAUAGGGAACAUCUUAUGAGAUUCCGCCCUUGGUUGGAUAUGUAUAGCGACGGGGACUCGCUUGGAUUUUCUUCAUGGUUUGCAAACGGCAGGCUCUAGAGGGACAAGGGAAGGCUAGACUUGAUCAAUGCUUGUCGGCGUUUAUACGCCAAGGAGUAUACAUGUAACAUUGCUGUACAAUAUGACCCGAUUCCUCCGGACAGGACCCGGGCUAUGGGGCUCGGACGAAAUGAAGAACUCCGCGCUAUGCGAUAAACAGUCACCCUUCGUCUGUGUGCUACUACUUCCAGAAGACCGAGAUCCGGGUCUGGAAUCCCCUAUUUUUUCACAAACGCUUUCUGCCGGUCCGCAUAUUCCCGAACCAUGAUUUCGCACUGCAUGUCACCACAGAGCCGCUUCCGUCGGUUCAAAGGCAGUUUCUCGGCAAACUCCAGGCCGCUCGCUUUCUCGACCAUCUCCAA